Messenger RNA from Symbiodinium pilosum, 927 nucleotides. Lineage: Eukaryota; Dinophyceae; Suessiales; Symbiodiniaceae. The record is from the annotation of a GenBank genome assembly.
AUGGUCUUCGAGCACUUUGAACGCGACCUUGCGCGGUACAUGCACGAACUGGGCCCUCUCCCUGAGCGGAGAGUCUGGCGCUUUGCCUUGCAGCUGCUUCAAGCACUGGCCUAUUGUCAUGCGCACCGCGUUGCCCAUCGAGAUAUCAAGCCGCAGAAUGUCCUGGUCAAGCCUGAGACUGACGAAGUCAAGCUGUGUGAUUUCUCUUUGGCCCGCACUGUGGUGGUGCAACCUACCAUCUCCCAGUGCCCUGAAACGCACCGCGUGGCCUCACUGUGGUACAGGGGCCCGGAGAUCUUGCUUGGCUCCGAGAAAAGUGGUGACCAAAGCGGUCUGAGGCUGGAUGUUUGGUCGCUGGGAUGCGUCAUUGCGGAGAUGAUGCUGCAUGAGGUGUUGUUCCCUGGCUCCUCGGAGAUAGACAUGCUCUUCAAGCAGUUUAAGCUCCUUGGGACCCCUGAUGAGUUGUCCUGGCCAGGAGUGACCUCACUGGCAAACUGGUCAGAUCGCUUCCCGCGCUUUAGAGCUGGUGUAUGGUGCGAGAAAAUUCAGAGCAACCCCGAGAUGCACAACGUCAUAUCUUCCCUGGUGUGCUGCUGCCCUCCGCGCCGGCAGUCAGCAGGGGCCUUGUUGGGCCACAGCGCCUUCCGCAUGCUGGACCCUGCCCUUCCCUCACAGCCCAAGCCCUUGGGUUCUGACCGCAGGUUUUCUGGGCAAGCCAAACGACCAGAGGUUUCUCCAACGGCAGAGAGGCUGCCAGAGCUACACAGGGCCGAACCCCAUCAUGAAGCCCUCCAAGACCAGCUCUUCAGCCGACUUGCGCGGGAGAGUUCCUGCCCAGAGGCGCUUGCAUCGAGCAAGAAGGCAAGACAAAAGGCCUCCUUGUUGGACGAGUGGCAUUUGAACACACAGAUUCGAAAUGUGCGCUGA